CUGUCACUAUCGGCACGGUCACACUGCAGAGGACGAACCGAAGCAAGCACAAUAUUUUUCGGUUGUUAUCUAUUAAAAAUCAACGACCAUGGCCUACGACCUGAAGAAGGAGUCGGACGUGAAGGAGUACAUUGACAAGCUGGGCGUGGAGUACCGCUUCGGUUGCUACUCCGAAAAGAAGCCGGAAGCCUGCCACCUGCUGGGCGACUAUCUGGAGGGCAUCAAGAAGGACUUCGAGAAGGCCUCCAAGGUGUACAAGUCGACGUGCGACGACUACGGUUACGCAAAGUCCUGCUACAAGUACGGCAACUACAGCUUCCUCGGAAAGGGCAAAAGCGGCAGCAAGGGCGAUCCCCGGGUGGCCUACGAGUACUACGAGAAGGGCUGCAACCUGAACGACUCGGACGCCUGCCUUCACUCUGGCCUGCUGCUCGUCUCGCGGUCCAUGCCCAAGGAGAUCGACCGCAAUGUGCCCAAGGGCUUGGAGUUCCUGACCAAGAGCUGCGACAUGAACAACGCCACCGCCUGCUUCUACCUCUCCGGCAUGCACAUCUCGGGAGUGCAAAAGAAGCCGGACCAGAGUGCGGCGCCUGCGUCCGCCGGAAGUGGGCCUGCGACGCCGCCCAAGGAGGGGAAGACGUCGCCGCUGAAGGACUCCGACUACAUUGUGCUGAAGGACAUGAAGAAGGCGUUCCAGUUCGCCCACAAGGCGUGCGAGCUGCGCAACAUGUACGCGUGCGCCAAUCUCAGCCAGAUGUACGCCCGUGGCGAUGGGAUCGAGAAGAACGAGAAGGAGGCGGAAAAGUACAAGAAGCUGGCCCUCGAGAUGCAGGACGAGGUGAAAAAGCAGCAGGAGACGCUGGGUUUCCAACAGGGCGUGGGCAUGCCCAACUAACUCGAAUUCAGUUCGACUUGAUACCUUUUCGUAAUCAGCUAAACGGCUGUUCUUUCGCCAACGCUUAGUCCAAUGUGUGUGUGUUUUCUUUUUGUUUUGCAUCCAUCUUUAUAAGGUUUCCCUUUACCAAUUACCAAUUACCCUUUGCCCUUUUGCCCCUUCCCAGUCGGUCUAACAUUAGUGGUUAAACUAACUAGCUUGUGUUUGUGAUUUCUGUGUACAUAGCCGGCAUUUGCUUGCGGCGUGAGUGAUUGAGUGAGAAGGUGUAACGAAGAGAAAUUCCUAGUUUUAAUUGUUAAAGUUAUAUAUCAAAUAACAAAUGAUGAACCCUUAAACAAUUCUGUUGAUACCUUAUAUACAAAAUAUAAAAUACAAAAUACAAACCAGUCCCAACAAAGGACGUAGACCAAAAAAACUCCAA
Drosophila elegans is the source of this 1316-nucleotide messenger RNA. It is a transcript of the gene Coa7, whose product is annotated as cytochrome c oxidase assembly factor 7 homolog. Gene Ontology annotation, molecular function: protein binding. Bases 89 to 895 code for a protein of 268 amino acids. The record is from RefSeq and is a predicted model, not a curated record. The transcript has 3 exons. Gene Ontology annotation, cellular component: mitochondrial intermembrane space. Lineage: Eukaryota; Metazoa; Arthropoda; Insecta; Diptera; Drosophilidae.